CCGAUCAGUCCAACUGCGCAGUUGCGAAUUUUGGCAUUCAAGCCUCGAGGCUUUUCGAACAGCUAUUGGAGGAAAAGCAAACUUCUUCGUCCCUAUACAACAUGGCUACUCCAUCAAACAAAUUGGACAUCCCCUUGCAGCGUUGUCCAGAUCUGUACAUCAAAGUUUGUACGCCCAAAGGACGUGGAGUGUAUGCAACCAAGACGAUUCCAGCAAAGACAGUGAUCGAUGUUUGUCCGGUGUUAGUUCUGGGCGUGGAAGAAAACAAAUCUCACAUCGAACACACGUCUCUGUUCCACUACACAUAUAAUUGGCCGAUCACAGACUUUGAUGGCAACAAGCAAGUGGCUCAAGCCGUGAUAUUGGGCCUAGGCUCGAUGUUCAAUCACUCGACUCAAGAUCAGAACGUUGUGUGGGAGCGAGACCCUGAACGCCUCAUCAUUACGUACAGGGCAUUGCGCGACAUACCAGUUGGUGAGGAGCUCUGUAUAUCGUAUGGAAGUCAUCUUACUUUCAAGGACGCCGAUGCCCCAGUCGCUCCACCACCCGAAGAGGAGCUUGAAAUGUUCAAUCAAAUACAGUUCGAUUGAGCGUUGAAUGCGCGAAUAUGGGUACAGGACGUCAAAAUAGUGCGCGAGAACCCAACGAAUAUCUCCAAAGUCU
Macroventuria anomochaeta is the source of this 663-nucleotide messenger RNA. Its product is annotated as protein methyltransferase. Bases 102 to 590 code for a protein of 162 amino acids. Lineage: Eukaryota; Fungi; Ascomycota; Dothideomycetes; Pleosporales; Didymellaceae. Gene Ontology annotation, molecular function: protein binding. The record is from RefSeq and is a predicted model, not a curated record. The transcript is spliced from 4 exons.